Molecule: messenger RNA, 339 nt
Organism: Coccidioides immitis RS
Lineage: Eukaryota; Fungi; Ascomycota; Eurotiomycetes; Onygenales; Onygenaceae
Exons: 2
Coding region: 1-339 (112 amino acids)
Source: RefSeq, a predicted model, not a curated record
AUGGGUAUGACAGAUCCGCGAUCAUUCCAUGGCCGUGUCCGGUCGACGUUAAAGGGCACGGGGUUCCAAUCGCUGCCUGCGAGGUGUGAGCGGCUGCUAAAAGCAGAAGUCAGGACAUGGGCAGAAAUAUGCACCCUACAAAUCGCACCACCCAACAAGGAUACGGAGUUGGGAUGGACAUCCAAGCAACAGGGAAACGGUGAAGAAACAAUUGACGAGUCACAAAAGGCCGCUGCUCCAAGGAAUACUACACUCCCAGAAGCGGCCUGGGGCCUAGCGGAAUCGGCGGAUUCUCCGUCUGCCGAUGCACGCUUAUUCCUCGCUAGCGCCCACGGGUGA